GCCAUGACCUCCCUCUUGGCCCUGUUCUGUCUGGGGUUGAGUGUGAGCACCAGAAUACUAGUGAAGGCAGGGACCAUCCCCAGACCCACCCUCUGGGCUGAGCCAGGUUCUGUGGUUCUCAGGGGUAACCCGGUGACCCUUUGGUGUCAGGCGAACUCAGGCGCCCAGAGGUUCCAUCUGGUUAAAACAGGAAUCUCACCAUCCUGGGAGACUCGGUUAUCACUGGAACCUGGGAACAAGACCAAGUUCUCUGUCCCCUUUGUGACAGGAGCAUAUGCAGGGACUUACAAAUGUUACUAUCUCAGCCCCGUCGGCUGGUCAGAGUACAGUGACCCCCUGGAGCUGGUGGUCACAGGCCUCCACAACAAACCAUCCCUCUCAGCCUUUCCGAGCCCUGUUGUGGCCUCAGGGGAGACCGUGACCCUUCAGUGUGAUUCAUGGCUGGGAUUUGACACAUUCGUCCUGACUCAGGAGGGAGACUCUGAAAGCCCCUGGAAACUUGGCUCACAACACCUUUCCAGUGGGCAACGCAAGGCCCUGUUCCGUGUUGGCCCCGGGUUCCCCCACCACAGGUGGUCCAUUCGGUGUUAUGGCCUUUUCUCAAACACAUCCCAGCAGUGGUCUCACCCCAGUGACAAGCUGCAGCUCUUGGUCUCAGGCACUUCCAGAAGACCCUACCUGCUGAGCCCACAGAGCCCAGUUGUGACCCCAGGACAGACCCUGACCCUGCAGUGUCACUCUAAGGAUGUGUAUGACACCUUUGCUCUGUACAAGGAGAAGAGCCAGAACAUCCACCAGCACCCGGGCCACCAUCCCCAGGCUGGACUCUCUCAGGCCAACUUCACCCUGGGCCCUGUGAGCGCCUCCCAUGGGGGCCGGUAUCACUGCUUUGGGAGACACAAUUUCACAUCCCUAUGGUCGGAGUCCAGUGAUCCCAUAGACAUCUUGGUAGCAGAACAGCUCCAUGACAUUCCAACCCUCUCAGUGGAGCCAGGCCCUUCUGUGUCCCCAGGAGACAAUGUAAUGCUGCUGUGUCAGUCCAGAGGCUGGAGGGACACUUUCCUGCUGGCCAAGGAGGGGACAGUCGACCUCCCACUGUGCAUCAAAGUGGAUAAGGCAGAGGCAAUAACACAGGCCCAGUUCUCCUUCCACCCAGUGACCUCAGCUCACAAUGGCACCUACAGAUGCUACAGCUCCAACAGCAAAAGCCCCUACAGGCUGUCACACCCCAGUGUCCCCCUGUAUAUCUGGGUGUCAGCCUCCCGAGACUACACCGCGGGGAAUCUUAUCAGGUUGGGCAUGGCUGGCUUCAUCCUGCUGGUCCUCGGGAUUCUGCUAUUGGAAGCUUGGCACAGUCACAGGAGAUGCUGA
Molecule: messenger RNA, 1371 nt
Organism: Suncus etruscus (white-toothed pygmy shrew)
Lineage: Eukaryota; Metazoa; Chordata; Mammalia; Eulipotyphla; Soricidae
Product: leukocyte immunoglobulin-like receptor subfamily A member 6
Exons: 7
Coding region: 4-1371 (455 amino acids)
Biological process (GO): cytokine-mediated signaling pathway
Molecular function (GO): inhibitory MHC class I receptor activity
Source: RefSeq, a predicted model, not a curated record